Molecule: messenger RNA, 1367 nt
Organism: Vigna radiata var. radiata (mung bean)
Lineage: Eukaryota; Viridiplantae; Streptophyta; Magnoliopsida; Fabales; Fabaceae
Exons: 3
Coding region: 409-732 (107 amino acids)
Source: RefSeq, a predicted model, not a curated record
GAACAUACUUGUGCACAUAACCCUUGACACAUUCUAGUGCUUCAUUUGGUAGUAGCUAUUAGAAAAUCUAACAAAUUUCUUGUGAUAUUUUUUUUAUAUCUUAGAAUAUUUUAGAAUAUCCUUGAUAAUGUUUUUUUAUUUUAUGAUUUUGCUUUCUUAUUUAAUCAGCAUCUUUGUAAUUAUGGGUCUAAUUGUAUCAUAGGAAUGGGAAUAUUAUUUCGUAUAUAUAUUUGUUUCAUUACUUCAAUAUUGUGUACUCACAGUUUCAAUAUUUCUUGCAUCUUAUUUGCUCUUUUUAAAAACCUCAUAUUAGAGCUGUACCGAUUAGUCUCCUCUUCCAUCGUGUCUCUUUUUUUCAAUGUCACUAUCAUUUUUCUGCUGUCCUAAUUGUUUUACCACUGCAAAAAUAUGUGGCAAGUGUUGUUCGGCAACAUUGACUUUCCCAAUAGGUAUUUGCCAGCACCAACUUUUCUAGCGACACACAUUGUGCUUGCCUCCUUUCAGGAGUUUGUCCUUUUAUUUCUGAUCAUGGCUUCCUCUAGUACUACACCUCAGUCCAUUGAUAAUCCCCUGACAACUUUUUCUAUGUAUGAAGAUUUCCUCUACUGUACUUCUAUUCCCAUCCACGAUCAUUGGCUCUUUUGCCGCAAAUCAACCAUAUUUACGGUCUCCAGUUAUAUUGCAUUCAAGCUUCCAAAUGAGGUUGAGGAAGUUGGACCUUGCUUUGCUUGAUUGUUUGCCAAGAAAUUUCUCAGUUUGAUGAUUAUUCUUGCUAUUUGGCUGCGCCAUCUUUGUAGUAAUUCUCUCUCGGUUCUCCAGCAUCCGAAUUACCUUUCCAACAAUUGUUUUUGGUGGAACUCAGUUUUUAUGUUUUCUAACUGUUUAUUAUUUGUGGGGAAGUGAAUUGUUUUUCUUGCAACAAGUUGAAAGCUUAGUAAGAUAUAACCCGAGGGGGAUUGUUAGAAAAAUAUAGGUAAUAUUUGAUGAUACUUUUUCUAAACCUAAAAGUAUUUUGGAGUAUCCUUGACGAUUUGUUAGGAUUUAUUUUUAUUUUAUAUGCUAUGAUAUUUUUCCUUAUUUAAUUAGGAUCUUUAUAAUUUUAGGCCUAUUAUAUGAUGUGAAUAGGAAUAUUAUCUCUAAUAUUUAUUUGUAUUGCGUUAAUUCUAUACAAAAUGUACACCAAUGUGUAGUCAAGAAGACACAGUUUCAAUAUUAUCUAUUUUUCUCUUAUUUGAAAGGGCAGUAGCCACAAAGUAAAAAAGAACAAAGAUGUUUUCAUUUAUCAUUUAAGUGAUUAUUAAAUCAUAACAUUAUUAUUUGGCCUCAACCUAAAUGAGAAUUACACAUCACCAAUCAUUUUUUAUCUU